AUGGGAACCCGUAUUGCUUCGUGUGGUCGUUGUCGGGCCAAAAAGUUGAAGUGCGAUCGCAGACCUACGACAUGUACCUCUUGUUCCAGAGCAGGAGUUGCAUGCCUGCUCCCUAAUCCACCUCCUCGACUCGUUUGGUUGAACCCGGAAUUUGGGCCUCGAUUGGACGGCGAAGAUCCCAGACAAAGUACAAAAAGGGAAGCUUUGUAUACCAGUAGGUUCUUCUCACCUGGUAGCACCUCACUGACGUUCUCACUAAGCUAUUCAGUUCGGGAACGAGCCUUGGAAUGCUCCCGAUUGCAGUCAUGGGUCAAUCACCAGGGAAUUGACUCGCUUCUUGACCAAAUUGAUGUGCAGAGUCGUGCCCUGAAUGCAGAUAAAUCUGCCACUAUUGGAUUCUUUGGUGCAUUUUCAAUUCAGCAGGCUCGAAACAAGCCACCCGAACACGAGUUGGAGACGCCUUCAUUCUCGAAUGUCACAGAGACGGAAUGUUUCGACUCCCACGAGUUGUUUGGAGAGGCAGAAAAUUCAAAUCUCGACGAUGAUGACGUUGCAUCUCUGCAAGAAUGUCUUCAACGUUCUCCCUCACGCAACGCCGCAGUGAGUCAAUCCAAACAUGGAGUCGUGUCAGGGGCAUGUAUCCUACCCCAACGAUCGGACUUUGAUAUUAUGCCUCUCUUAGCUUCUCCGACUGCUUUCGUGGUUUCCGCGGUCUACGCCCAAGAUCUUGCAGACCUAGAUCCUAUCACAUCAAAAACCCUGCUCGAUCACUACACCGGCACUCUAGUAUCACGACUCUCACCUGCUCAAAUACAGUCCAAAUCUCCUUGGAAGACACUACAUAUUCCAAGCGUUCUCCAAACUCUCGGAGAAGUUAUGCUGACCGGGACUGGAAGCAAUGCACGAGUCGCAUUAAUGUUUGCUAUAUUUGCUACAACUGCUUUCAAUUUGCAUCACCUCGGGUUGUCGCAAGAUUCGUCCUCUACGGCGUGGCACUCAAUGGGUGAGAUCUAUCGGCAAAGAGCUAAAGUGCGACUAAAAGCCUGCCUCAGGAGCUUUUCACCUACUUAUAAGAAGGAGAAGAACAAGGAAGUCCUCAUGGCAUUGCUAAGCAUGGUCACAAUAUGUGUGGUUAGCGGGGAUAUGAAAGAAGCCAGAGCUUAUCUGCUUGACGUUGAGAACUUCAUGAGAAUUCAACAUGCUAAAAAGCCACAGAUGUCCCCAAAGAUGCAGAUGCUGCACAGCAUUUAUCUUUAUCUCCGAACCUUGGAGGAGACUACCCAUAGUUAUCAACCCAGCGGAGUAGGCGAGGACUGCUCUUCCCCAAUCACCGCUUGGAGACGGCUUGGAAGCGGCUCAUGGGAUCCUGGUCCAACUUCGUCUUCCUGGCGGAAUUGGUCUCCUUCUCGGGGUGCCGAGCACGAAUCAGCCAUGACCAGCCAUGACCCAAAGCUUGUCCAGAACGACGACAAUAAUGCUUCUAUCUUUGAACAAAUUUAUUCGAUUCCAGAGUCACUGUUUUGCCUCAUGUCACAUGCAGCCUCCCUAGCCCACGCGAUGAGUCAAGUGAGAGGGAUGAGAGAAGAUGACUAUGUGGCCCAUACGACAUUUUCUCAGCAGAUAAGGCAGACAGAGGCGGAUAUCUGCUCGUGGAAGAACGUCUACCAGCUCCCUCAAGCAUCGAAACAGUCCUCGAAGUUCCACUCAGAGAUUUGUUCGGGCAGUCCACCACAGACCAACCACGCGGAGAACGCUGAGGACAUUUCAGACUUCAAAUCUCAGCGCUCAACAUUGCUCCAUCACUUCAAUGAAGCCCUGCAUGCAGCCAUCAUCAUCUAUUUCUACCGAACGGUGAAAGACGUCAACACUGUAACAUUGCAACCUAUCGUCGAAAGAGCUCUCUAUCACCUGCUAAAACAUGAAACGUUAAAGGAAAAGUAUCACGAUCCUUCCUCAAACACCUGCUGGCCAGGGUUUAUUGCUGGAUGUGAAGCCUUGGAUCCCAAGCAUCAAGACCAGAUCUCUGGAUGGUUGCAAAGAUCAGCACAACAGAGUGGAAUGCGUAUGUUUGAGGUUGCUGAUAUGGCAGUAAAGCAAGUAUGGAAAGCCAGGGCGACCUCCGGAAAUUUCGGUCUUCACUGGAGCGAGGUUUUAAAGCAAGACACGUCCUUCAGUGUUUUGGUGCUUAGCUGA
This is a messenger RNA of Rhinocladiella mackenziei CBS 650.93, 2193 nucleotides long. RefSeq lists its product as uncharacterized. The transcript is spliced from 2 exons. The record is from RefSeq and is a predicted model, not a curated record. Gene Ontology annotation, biological process: positive regulation of transcription by RNA polymerase II. Gene Ontology annotation, cellular component: nucleus. NCBI's taxonomy places the organism in Eukaryota, Fungi, Ascomycota, Eurotiomycetes, Chaetothyriales, Herpotrichiellaceae. Bases 1 to 2193 code for a protein of 730 amino acids. Gene Ontology annotation, molecular function: zinc ion binding; DNA-binding transcription factor activity, RNA polymerase II-specific; transcription cis-regulatory region binding.